Messenger RNA from Talaromyces marneffei, 1722 nucleotides. RefSeq lists its product as uncharacterized. The transcript is spliced from 2 exons. The record is from RefSeq and is a predicted model, not a curated record. The coding region runs from base 1 to 1722 and encodes 573 amino acids. NCBI's taxonomy places the organism in Eukaryota, Fungi, Ascomycota, Eurotiomycetes, Eurotiales, Trichocomaceae.
AUGCGGUACCGUACGGCCGACAUUGAGUCACUGAACUCUCUUCUCGUUGCAUCGCGAGAGCGCUUUACCCAAAACAUGAGCUUUGUGAAGCAUCUCCUGCUGGCUCCUGAGACACCUACGAUUGAUGAUGCUGCACGUCCAAACACGAAUAGGCUCGCUUGUUCGGUGAAACUUCGUCCGUUGCGUCGUCGCCUUGAUGCUGAACGUCUCCUUCGACCGCAAGGCAGCGGCCUUGUUAGUCUCACAAUUCCCUUUGAGAUCGACCAGGAUUGGUCACCUAUUUCUGACCUUCUUCUAUCUCCUACUAUUGAAUAUUUGGCUGUUGAUAAUUUCUACUGUGAGAUUUUGAUGGCUAGUUCUACUAAGUCUGUGGAACCGAUUACUCCUGCUGAUAAGUUCUCAAAGCUCAAAGCGCUCACAAUAUAUAGAUCUGAGAGCAGUCGAGAUAACAAGCUGCUUUUCCAUUUGAUCCGAAGCUGCAAUUUGCAUUUUUUCCAUUUCGAGGAGAGAAGCAGAGACCAGAUGACUCCAAUUGAGAUAGCUGAACUUUUAAUCAGUCUUCAACGCCAGCAGAAUCUCAAGGCUUUAGUGCUGAUCAUUCCCGGUUCGUCAUGCUCAGCAGCCAUCAGGAUGGCCAGACGGAAACAGAGCAAGCUAUGGCCGAAUCUGAAGGCGUUGUAUCUUGGGAUGGGAGAUGAACACUGGCUGGAACAAAUUCCAGAUUUCAAGGAGCUUCAAAUCCUCAGUACUCAAGAAUUUGUACCUGGUCCACGAAUCAUCAACAGUGACGUUAUAUCAAAAAUUGGAAAAUGCCAGGAACUACGGGUUAUCGACGUCUAUUUCCGGGAAUGCAAUGAUAUAGAAGCGCUUCUCGAUAUCGCGCAUGGAUGCCCGCUCUUACAAAUGCUCCGCGUUCUGCACAGGCGUCUUGGGGGCCGAUUAGAUCCAAUGAACACCAAAUUUUCUGACCUUUUGCGCGCCUUACCGCAGCUGGAAUUCCUUGAACUUGAUUUGAAGUUUCGGAUAAAUGGUGCACACAUUCAAGAUCUCGCGGUCCACUGUCCAAGACUCACCGUGCUUAGACUGCAUGAGGCUUGGUUGUGUCUCUCCAUUGCGCAGAUGCGUACGGUUGAUCCGCUUCGGCAGCUAGAACUUGUGCACUUCAAAGAUGUACAUUUUGAGAAUCCACAACGUUUAAUGGAACCGCACAUAUUCUCUACCCUUGUAGCAGAGUGGCGCAGGAUAUUUCCAAAGCUCCGGGAGAUGCCUUGUCCCGCCGACAUAUACGGUAUUGACAUGGAAAGAGGUAAUAUGAACGACACAUCAGAAAGGAACGUUGUCAAUAUACGCAGUAAUGACGAGACUUCCCUGAGUGUUUUAGAGGAUACAGAGGAGUAUCAUUCAGAUAUGCUUACUUUAUCUAGUGAUGAAGAGAUGUUUUCAGAUGAGUCGGAGGAUUCAGAAGAAGAAGCCAGUGAGGAAGGAGAAGAGGAAGAAGAAGACGAAGAAGUGGUCUUUCCUGGUGAGCCGGAGCUCAACUACAACUACUUUGGGUCAGACUGGUUCUUCUUACGAAUAAAAUUAUGGAGAGAACUUCAAUACGGACAAGGCCAGUUCACUCAUGACAGGAUUGCCAAUAUUUGGAGGACAAAUCUUGAAAUUGAGAAGAUCGGCUGGCCCGUGAUGCCUCUAGAAGCGUACUCGGACCCAGAGAGCUAUUGA